CUCGUUGCGCCACUCAAAUUCUCUGGUGAUUCUCCCGACGAUUCUCUGGUUCUCCGGUUCUCCGGUUCCCGAUUCUCCCAUUUCGAUUCUCGACGGAUCAUCGGGUGUCGAGGGCUUCUGGCGGCGGGUCCAGGUCCCCCGGUUUAUUCCAUUGGCAGUACGCCAGCGCCAGUUGGCACCUUUCGACGUGGAGUCGCUAAAACCACUCGAUCGCAGCGAUAUCGCGACUGUUAGAGCGAGAGAGCCUGAGUGUCCGAGUGGUGGAGCCAACGGAGGAGCAAGCGAGAUAAAACCACAAACGGACGCUCUCUUUCGGCGGACAGAUUUUUCGGUUGCCAUUUUUCACGAUUUUCCUCGACGGUUUAGAUUUUCCGCACGCGAGAGCCUUAAUUAUGAGCAAUUAUAAUCCGAAUUGCGGUUACUUCGAGGAUUGCAGCUACUACACGAACAACGUGUACCAACAGGAUUAUUGCAUGCAGCCGGAUUACGAGUACAACAAGCAUGUCUACGACUUGUUCGAUGCCAAGGUGCCGUCAUCGCAGCGCUCUGGCUUCCACAUAUCGGACAUCCUGAAUCUGGAGGGUUCCGAGCUGAAGAAUGCCGCUGCUGCCGCCGCGGCAGCCGCUCAACAUGGCAGUGAUUUGAGCCACCACUCGGCCAGUGAGUCCACCAAUGGACACGGUGGUCAGGGUGGAUCCCAUGCCACGCCCUCGGCCCUCUCGCCCACGCCCGCCGGCGGUUCGGUGGACGAGCACCACAACGGCAGCGGGACGGGCGGUGGUGGAUCGGAUCACCACAGCACCACCGAACAUCACGCCCAACAGCAGCCGUCGAGCCACCCACAGCAGCAGCAGCAGCACCACCCGCACCACCACCAGCAGCAGCAGGCGGCGCACCACCUCCAGCAGCAGCACCUCCCGCACCACCAGCAAACGGUGACCCCACUCCCACUGGCCCACCACCAGGGCGGUCCAGAUGCCCAGAGCCACGCCCACGCGAACGCAGCCGCCGCCCACCUGCUGGCCAGCCACAAUGCCGCGGCUGCUGCAGCGGUGGCCGCCGGCCAAUACCUGCCCAAUCUGCCCAAGAACUUCCCGGGGAGCUUCGGGGACGAGAUGUCCUCGUACCACCACAUGGCCCAAACCAUGCUCCAGCACUCGGGCAGGAGUGCGUGGAUCAAGGAGAACGAGCUAUACGGAACCCAGCAGCCAGCCAGUCCGGAUAGCACUUCCCCGGUGACCUCGGAGGUAUCCUACACCUACAUCGGUUCCAAUUGCCAGACAUCGCCGGCACUUUCCGGCGAUUACAAGAGCUACAGCCGAUCGGCGGACAGCGAUGCCUUGUCCGUGGGCGAUGCCCUGCACUCGCUGCAUGGCUCAUCCUCGGCCAAUCAAGGAGGAUCUGCUGGUGGUCCUUCGGCGGCCCAUGCCCUGCACAACAAUAACAACAAUACGACGAACAACAAUAAUAACAAUAAUAGCCUAAAGCACGAGGGUAUCAAUGGAGCAAGUAGUGGUCACGAUGAUAGCCUAAAUGAGGAUGGGAUCGAGGAGGACAUCGAUGAUGUGGACGAUGCCGAUGGCAGUGGCGGCGGUGGGGCCAAUGGACCCGAUGGUCUGCCCAAUAAGAAGCGAAAGCGUCGAGUUCUCUUCACCAAGGCGCAAACUUACGAAUUGGAGCGCCGAUUCCGGCAACAGCGCUACUUAAGUGCCCCGGAACGGGAACACUUGGCCAGUUUGAUACGACUGACACCGACGCAGGUGAAGAUCUGGUUUCAGAAUCAUCGCUACAAGACAAAGCGGGCCCAGAACGAGAAGGGUUACGAGGGUCAUCCGGGAUUAUUGCACGGUCAUGCCACCCAUCCGCAUCAUCCGAGCGCCCUGCCCUCGCCCCGUCGGGUGGCCGUGCCGGUUCUGGUGAGGAAUGGUAAGCCCUGCCUGGGCGAUGGUUCCAAACUGGGUGCCGAUUGCGUAUCCGUCUCAUCAGCCACCGCCACCGCCAUGCAAAAUGCCGCCGCCGCUCAUCAUCUGGUGGCCCUGAACGGAGCAGCCGCCUAUCAACAUGCCGCCGCCGCUGCCGCCGGUCUUCAUGCCCAUGCCCACGCCCAUGCCCAUGCUCACGCCCACGGCCACGCCCAUCCGCACGCCCACGCCCAGAGGGCUGCCUGGUGGCCCUAAUAUUGCUAGGAUAUGAUCCGAUCCGAUCUGAUUCGAUCCGAUAUGAUCUGAUCUGAUCUUCACGGGCCUAGAGCCACUCGAAUAGGUGGAUAGAUAUGAACCCUUGGUGCAAUAAAUCAGAAGACCAGGCCCCCAAGAGACCCCCGGAGAAGCCAAAAAAUAACUAAACAUAAAAUAUAAUUGAUACAUAUAUAGAUCACAACUAGUUUAUAGUCUCAUUGAUUCCUCCUUGAGUCAUUCCUGUACAUAAGUUAGUAGGCAAGAGCCCCAAAAACGAUUAUAUAUAUAUAUGAACUAAACUAACCCCAAGACCUGAGCUCAAGAGCCGUAGGUCCACUUAGUCAGGGGUAACCUCUAUAUAAACAUAAAACCCAUUCCUGAAUAUAAACAAAAAUGCCCAUGACAAAAGUAUACUAUUCAUUUUCUUUUGAUUAAAUGUUAUAUUUAUAUUCGUAUGUCUUGUCAUAGGGCAUUUAGGUCCCAUAAGAUCCCCCAUUUUACUGCACUAAAGUUGAUAAUACUUAUAAAAUGUAGAAUUAGGCAUCAAUUUUUUUUUUAAAUUUUUUUUCUAGGCCUAAGUUAAAAAAUCUUAAAAAAAGAAAACAUUUUGUAAAUAUUAAAAUGAAAAAAAGCAUGUAACUAAGAUUAUUCCAAAAUAAAAAACUUAUAAAAGGCAAUGCAACUAAAUCUGUACUAUAUAUCUUAAUAUUAAAAUCAAGCAUAAUUAGUGUUCAAAUUUUUUAGAAAGAAUUUAAUGACCCAAUUUUUUUUGUAUGAAUACAUAUAUAAUAUAGACACUUAGUCUUAACCGAUAUUUUUUUUCGUGUGUGUGCGUGUAUAGCGAGUAAAAGAAAACUCUUUGAAUUUAUAGCAAGUAAUGAGUUCAUAAAUGUUAACAAAAGACAAGGACAGGACGCAGACAGAGACGGCAAAUGUAUUCAAGACAGAGAAAGCAAAGCGAAACAAGAACACUUCAA
Messenger RNA from Drosophila subpulchrella, 3154 nucleotides. It is a transcript of the gene vnd, whose product is annotated as homeobox protein vnd. Gene Ontology annotation, biological process: cell differentiation; regulation of transcription by RNA polymerase II. The transcript has 4 exons. Bases 393 to 2177 code for a protein of 594 amino acids. Gene Ontology annotation, cellular component: nucleus. NCBI's taxonomy places the organism in Eukaryota, Metazoa, Arthropoda, Insecta, Diptera, Drosophilidae. Gene Ontology annotation, molecular function: RNA polymerase II cis-regulatory region sequence-specific DNA binding; DNA-binding transcription factor activity, RNA polymerase II-specific. The record is from RefSeq and is a predicted model, not a curated record.